Sitodiplosis mosellana (orange wheat blossom midge) is the source of this 1593-nucleotide messenger RNA. RefSeq names its product periodic tryptophan protein 1 homolog. Gene Ontology annotation, molecular function: protein binding. The transcript is spliced from 5 exons. The coding region runs from base 136 to 1509 and encodes 457 amino acids. NCBI's taxonomy places the organism in Eukaryota, Metazoa, Arthropoda, Insecta, Diptera, Cecidomyiidae. The record is from RefSeq and is a predicted model, not a curated record. Gene Ontology annotation, biological process: rRNA processing. Gene Ontology annotation, cellular component: nucleus.
GUGUACACAUUUCGUUCGUUUGUUACCACGUGCUCAGCAGCACAAUAUCGAAGCGGCUAAGCAGGUUUCGUUUUAAUUUGGCAUUUAUUUUGAUUCACAGUGCAAUUUUGAAUUUAAGAAGAAGAAAACCUCACAAUGGAAGAAGAAGAUCAAAUCGAGCAAGAUCCAUCGGUGGUGAAUUUUAUUCCAUGCCUAUCGUUCGUGAAACGCGGUGUGGCCAAAGAAAAUCCAGACAAGGUGACUCUAACGCGAGAAGAGUUGGCCAAAGUAAUUUCGUCGACGAAAAAAGAAUUGGACGACGAAGAAAAUGAUGAUGACGAUAACGAGGAGAAUGAUGAGAAUAUGGACACAUCCGAUGCGGUUGAAUCACAGCCACGCAACCCAGAUGACGAGUUCAAUUUUGCAGACUAUGAUAAUGAAGAUGAAACACAAGUGGCAGCCGUGAGUGAUAUAGCUGUCAUUGAUCCCAAUGAAGAAAACAUCAGUGACGGCGAAGACUCGGAAGCUGAAGAUGAUUUAAUCAAGCCAACCGACAAUCUUCUUCUCGUUGGUCACGUCGAUGAUGAUGCAUCAUCGCUGGAAGUGUAUGUGUACAAUGAAGAAGAGAACAGUUUCUAUGUGCAUCAUGACUUUUUGUUGCCAAGCUUUCCACUUUGUAUCGAAUGGCUGAAUUAUGACCCGGAAAGCAAAGAUACAGGCAAUAUGUGUGCCAUCGGUUGCAUCGAUCCAAUUGUCACAAUUUGGGAUUUGGACAUUCAAGACACACUGGAACCGGCUGUUAAAUUGGGUUCGAAAGGCAAACGAAAGAAGGGAAUUGAGAAAUUCGGACAUACAGACGCUGUAUUGGAUUUGUCGUGGAAUAAAAAUUUUCAACAUAUUCUAGCGAGUGCUUCGGUCGAUCAAACAGUAAUACUUUGGGAUUUAGACGAACUUCAGCCGCACACAACGAUUCGUGCAUUCCAAGAAAAGGUUCAAUCACUGAAAUUCCAUCCAACUGAACCAAGCCAAUUGUUGACUGGCUGCUGUGAUGGAACAGUCAAAUUGUUUGACUGUCGUGAUCCGAGUGAAGUGGACACAAGCUUCAAGCAAUGGUCAUUCACUGGAGCCGAAGUUGAACGAGUCUAUUGGGAUCCACACAAUACGAACUACUAUUUUGUUGGCUUGAACAAUGGAUUCAUUCACUAUUGUGAUGUGCGCCAAGAGGGCAACAGUCUGUGGAAUGUCCAAGCACACAGUGACGAGGUCAGCGGUAUUAUAGUGAAUUAUAUGCAAACCGGUAUGGUCACUACGACAUCAGCUGAUGGGGUUCUCAAGGUAUGGAAAUACGAUGCCACCAGUACACCGUCAUUAAUCCAUGAAAAUGAAGUUGGCAUCGGUCGCAUUCAAUGUGCAGACAUUUCUCCCGAUAAUGGAUUCACACUGGCCGUUGGUGGUGACAACAAACAAAAACAAUUGCGAGUCAUCGAUGUACGCGAUUAUGAAACGGUUAAAAGAACCUUUAACGCUUAGGCUUAUUUUCUUUUGUAUUAAAUUUUAAUGGAAUAAAGUCAAAUUGAUUGAUUCGUGUCAGAAGUGGCACGAAGUGAAAAAAAA